AUGAUCAAAAAGCCGUAUAAACACGUUUUUGUCACAGUUGGUACAACUGAAUUUGAGGAUCUCGUACAAGCAGUAAUCUCUGUGAAAGUUCUAAAACAGUUGGACUGUUUAGGCUGUGAAACCCUUACGAUACAGUUUGGAAGAGGCACGGAACCACGAAUAGAAAGUAUUGAAAAUCCUACGAACAUUCGCGUUUCUGGCUAUGGUCUCAAAAACAGUAUUGGUGAGGAUAUAUGCAGAGCGGAUCUCGUUAUCAGUCACGCUGGCGCUGGAAGUUGUAUAGAAUCUUUGGAAGCUGGGAAACCGCUAAUUGUUGUGGUGAACGAGACUCUGAUGAAUAACCAUCAAACGGAAUUAGCCGAACGCCUCAGCAAGGACAGCCAUCUAUUUUAUUGUACACCGGAUACACUGCUACAAACAUUAACGGAAUCCAAUUUCAACUUAUUACAAAAACUUGGUGCCGGAGCGCUAGAUAGCUUCGUAAAUCAUUUGGAUAAAUUUAUGGGAUUUCUGUAA
Messenger RNA from Anopheles nili, 516 nucleotides. RefSeq names its product UDP-N-acetylglucosamine transferase subunit ALG13 homolog (gene Alg13). Lineage: Eukaryota; Metazoa; Arthropoda; Insecta; Diptera; Culicidae. The transcript has a single exon. Gene Ontology annotation, biological process: dolichol-linked oligosaccharide biosynthetic process. The record is from RefSeq and is a predicted model, not a curated record. Bases 1 to 516 code for a protein of 171 amino acids. Gene Ontology annotation, molecular function: hexosyltransferase activity.